This is a messenger RNA of Penicillium lagena, 2589 nucleotides long. RefSeq lists its product as uncharacterized. Gene Ontology annotation, biological process: regulation of DNA-templated transcription; DNA-templated transcription. Lineage: Eukaryota; Fungi; Ascomycota; Eurotiomycetes; Eurotiales; Aspergillaceae. Bases 1 to 2589 code for a protein of 862 amino acids. The transcript is spliced from 2 exons. Gene Ontology annotation, molecular function: DNA-binding transcription factor activity, RNA polymerase II-specific; DNA binding; zinc ion binding. The record is from RefSeq and is a predicted model, not a curated record.
AUGACAACGACGAGCAAGGCGAUUCAAAAGGGCAAUCGAGAAUCGCGCGUGUCUCGCCCGUCUCGAUCCGCCGGAACGUGCAAAACGUGCACUCCCUGUCGCCAGAAAAAAGUCAAAUGCGACGGGACCAAGCCGCAUUGUCUCGAGUGCAGCACCGGGGGCCUCAAUUGUGUCUAUCCUCAUGACGCCAGACGCGAACCAAGGCCAUCAAAGGCCCGCGUGCAGAGUCUUGAGGCCACGGUGAUAGCCAUGCUUCAGCACAUGAAGACAUCCGGGAUUAUCCCGCCUAAUAUGCAACCCGGAGACUGGAUGCCGCGUGAAAAUGGGAAUUUCGAUAGCGAUAAUGCGGGCAUUUUUGCUAUCGGGAAUGUUGAGGAUGUGCGUAAUCCUCUUUCCCAAGAUGGCAGCCUAGUUCAUCUCGCGUCAACUGCAGCCAUUGCCAGCCCGCUACCCACUCCGUCCACAUCGGUAUCAGGGACGGGCAAGCAUGGCUUACCUUCAUACUUUUUGUCCCCCAGGGCGUCAGCACAUACCAGCUCCUCAGAGUACCUGCAUGAAUACUCGGGGGCAAAUACCAUGCAGAAUGAGGAUACACAGCCAGAAGUUGUGACGUCUCUAUCUCUUCCAGAACAUGCGCUUCCUCCAACGCCGACAAAUGUUACUGCCAGGCCUGACGUUCAAGGCCAGGUACAAGGACAAACUCUUAGCACAGGUAUAGCCAAAGAAAACGAUACUACUGCUGCCACUGGUACUGGAGGCGUGUCGGGCAUGUCUCCUUGUGAAGCUCGCGUUGCCGGGGCGUUUCAUGAACACGGGUGUGUCUCAUCAGUCCACGGUCUAGCCAGCAUUAUGAAUCCAGUGUCAAGGGCACAGCAUAAAGAAACCAUAUCCAAAAUGACAUGGAAAGGCGACAGCGCUAUUGCGGCCUCCAAAGCGCGACUCAUCAGCAAUGCCGCUCUCCAACGGCAGCAGGAGCCUCGCAUCUUUCGUCAACCAGCCAAUCUCGUUGACCUUGAUGGCUGUGCUCCUGAGCUGGCAAAACAUCUUCUGGACCUCCACUUCAACCGACAGCAUUACGCCUAUCUCGUCUCUUACCGGCCGGCCAUCACGGAGAGUUUAGUCAAUGGCGGUGGACCCUGGAUGAAUAAACUACUACUCAAUGCAAUCUACUACUCCAGCACACUUUAUAGUGACAGGCAAGGCUUAAGAUCAGACCCGGACGACCCAAAUAGCACCGGAUCCCACUUUUAUAGGAGGUUUCGCCAGCUACUGGCGGAUGAGAUUGACAAGCCCAGUAUUCCAUCUGCACAGGCUUUGCUGUUGACAAGUGCAACCUUAGUAUCCCAUGGAAGAUCAAGUGCUGGCUGGAAUCUGUCUGGGACAGCAUAUCGCAUGAUCAUUGAUAUGGGCUGCCACUUGAUGCUUGGUCCCGAUUACCAGAGCAUGUCGAAAGCAGGCCACGGCCAGCUUUUUAGACGAGAUCUAGAGCAGGAAAUGCGCAAGCGAUUGUACUGGGGCGCUUUUGUCACUGAUGCCACCCAGUCGCUCUAUCUGGGCCGGCCAUGCAUGUUUGCUGCCGCCGAAGCGAGAGUGCCAUUGUCGUUUCUUGACACUUUUGAGGAACUCGAGGAAUGGGAACCGUAUAUUGACCCUUUAUCUCCUGUGGAGCCGCCACCAGCCUAUGCGCCACAAGCUGCGCAUGCUGUCUCAACUUUCAGCUGGCUUGCUCGUCUUUUUCAGAUUUCGACUCGAAUCACAGACCUGUAUGGCCUGCAAGCAAUCAAAUGCAGCUCGGAGUAUCUGCAAGACAAGAAAGUUUCGAUUGAAAAAGACCUCGACUACUGGAGAACUUCAUUGCCGGCCCACCUAAGAUUCGAUCCGGAUGGACCUUUUACGCCACCACCGCACCAAAUAACACCACACACGACCCACCAUGCCUUGACUAUUCUCCUCCAUCGUGCAUUUCUGGAAGAAGGCCAUCUCCACCGCCAUUGUGACGAAGGCGGCCGCAGACGAAGCGAAGAGGCAUGCAUUACUAGUGCACUAGCGAUUCAGAAGCUAGUCCGUGCAUACAAGAGAGCCUUUACUCUCCGCCGCGCGCCAUUUUUGUUAUCCUACGCUAUCUAUUCAGCUGUCAUAGUGAUACUCCGUCAAGAGCGGCACGAACGCGGACAAUUCAUGGAACCCAUCUCAUUCUUCUGGACUUGCCUGAGCGAGCUGCAGCACGGAUGCAACUUAGGUCUGCAGAAGCCACUUAGUAUCUUGCGAGAUAUGGUGUAUGAGUUCCAGGUCAGCACCCGAGAAGGCGGCACAGGUGAAUAUGAGUUGCCUCAAAUCUCUGGCUUGAACGAGACACUUUUCUCACUGCCCAUGACACAAAGUCAAGAAAACAUAAUGACAGAUGCCCUGAAAACGCCAAUGGCUGGAGAGCAAUCUCUAUCCCCGGAUUACUUGGAGAUUAUGAGCCAGCCAGAUCUGGGAUUUGGCACCUCGUCGCCGGGCUUCCUUGCCUCUUUGAAUCAGCUGGAAAAUGAUAUAUCGCAAGAUACUUUGUACGGACUAUUUGCGCCGCCACAGUUGUUUCAAUAA